This is a messenger RNA of Armigeres subalbatus, 1796 nucleotides long. RefSeq names its product histone acetyltransferase Tip60-like. Gene Ontology annotation, cellular component: MSL complex; chromatin. Gene Ontology annotation, biological process: positive regulation of transcription by RNA polymerase II; negative regulation of DNA-templated transcription. Bases 102 to 1469 code for a protein of 455 amino acids. Lineage: Eukaryota; Metazoa; Arthropoda; Insecta; Diptera; Culicidae. The record is from RefSeq and is a predicted model, not a curated record. Gene Ontology annotation, molecular function: transcription coregulator activity; histone H4K16 acetyltransferase activity. The transcript has 5 exons.
GUCAACCAAAUAAUCAACAAUAAACAACUGGCUGUCAGAAUCCGCAGAGAUCAGAAGCAUUUGGAGUCCGAGGACCGAUUUUUCGGAGAAAUUGCCCCCAAAUGGACGUGGACGAAGCUGUGCAAACGAUUUGCGACUCUACGGCUUCGCUCACGGAAGGAUGUCGAUUACCGGUGCGAAUGACCGGCACUAAUGAUUGGCCGCUGGCGGAGAUCAUUAGUAUCAAGGAGGCGACGGACAAAUCGGUGUGGUAUUAUGUGCACUAUGUAGAUUUCAACAAACGGUUGGACGAAUGGGUACCGGAAGAAUACUUAGAUACGAGAAAAGUUCAGUUCCCUCGGAAAGAAGGUUUAACAACUGGUCAGAAUACCGGAGUAACAACGCCAAAACGGAUACCAGUCGGAGAGCGAUCUCGUCCUGCCAGUCCUGUAUUGCCACCGGAUAUCCUGAAUGGGGGUGCCGUUCUGGCAGCAGCCCUACAGAAAAAAAUAAAUCGAAAGCGAAAAGCCACCUCUACAGAGAAUGAAGACUCGCAAGACGUUCCGUCGACGCCAACGCCGCGGCAGUCGGGAAGUAUGGUGAUGCACCACGACGACGUAGUGACUCGCAUGAAAAAUGUCCAGCUGAUAGAGCUCGGUCAGCAUCGAAUCAAACCGUGGUACUUCGCGCCAUACCCCCAAGAAAUGUGCUCCAUGUCCUGCAUCUACAUCUGCGAGUUCUGUCUCAAGUACCGGAAAAGCCGGAAAUGUCUGGAGCGGCACAUAAAAAAGUGCAAUCUUCGACAUCCACCGGGCAACGAAAUUUAUCGAAAACACACGAUAAGUUUCUUUGAAAUUGACGGUCGGAAGAAUAAAAGUUACGCUCAGAAUCUGUGCCUGCUGGCAAAGCUGUUCUUGGACCACAAGACUCUGUACUACGACACGGAUCCGUUUCUAUUUUACGUGAUGACCGAGUUCGACUCGCGGGGAUUCCAUUUGGUGGGGUAUUUUUCCAAGGAAAAGGAAAGCACCGAGGAUUACAACGUGGCGUGUAUUCUGACGAUGCCGCCGUACCAACGGAAAGGUUACGGCAAAUUGUUGAUCGAGUUUAGUUAUGAGCUAUCGAAAUUCGAAGGGAAGACUGGCUCCCCGGAGAAACCGCUGUCGGAUUUGGGUCUGUUGUCCUAUCGAAGCUACUGGGCUCAGACAAUACUAGAAAUUUUAAUUCUGGCGAAACCGAUUGGAGACAACGAGAAGCCACAGAUUACUAUCAAUGAAAUCUGUGAGCUAACCAGCAUAAAAAAGGAGGACGUUAUCUCGACGCUGCAGAUUCUGAAUCUGAUCAACUACUACAAGGGGCAGUACAUCAUUUGCAUCAACAAAGAGACAAUCGACCAGCACAAAAAGGCCAUGGAGAAGCGCAAGAUCCGAAUCGACAGCAAGUGUCUCCACUGGACCCCAAAAGACUGGUCCAAGCGAUCCAAGUGGUGAAUCGUUUUGGCGUGGUUUUUGUGUAAUUUUAUCUCUAGAAAAAAAUGUGUUCCCACCUUCGCCAUCUCCCUCUUUGGCAGAACAAACUUGGCGCGAAAGUAGAACUGAAACAUUUGUUUCUUCUUCGAAGCUACACUUUUGACCGUGUCAUAAGUCGAGUGUGAGUGAGCGUUUUGUGCAUAUGUUGGCGAAAAUCCGCACAUUGUAAGGAGUCCAUGCCAAUCGUGUAAGAACGUUCAUCACCCCCUACCCAACUACCUAAUUACUUAAGGUUCCAAAUUUAAGAUUGUAAAGGCUCUAGAUAAUAAAUUAAUUAACUAAAAUCGA